UGCCACCAUUACGUGGACAAAACAGCGCGUUUAGUAAGAAAUAUUAUAAUAUGGUACGUGUAUCACUUUAUUAAUUAUAACUUUUUUUUUUACCCUUUUUUUUUGUCCCUAUCUGUCGUUUCUUUUUUUUCAUUCUUUGAAACGAUAUGUGAUCGAUCAAUUCAUUUUUGCAACAGAAGCAUGAUCCGAAAAUGAAACGGAAUGCCCCGCACGCUUAUAUCUCUUACAUGAUUUAUACGAACGAAAAUGCCAAAAGUAAAGAUGGUCCCUUACAGUCACAACCUCCACAGAACAUACCAAAUAGACAAAUCAUACCAAAUGGUUCUCCUCCAUUGAAUGAACAUGGGAUGUUAAAUCCGCCGAUGGUAUCCCAUCAUCAACCACAAGUAAAUGGUAAUAUGUAUAAUUCUCGUGAACCACAACAUCCCGGUUACCCUCCAAUACAACCAAAUACAGGAUAUAUUCAUUCUUCAGAGUCUGCAAAUUCAGGAGUUCCACCACGUAGAGUAUCAGAACCAUCCAUGCAUUCACAUUUAAGUGUUAAUGCAGGAUCACGUAAUGGUUCACAUGGUUAUCCUUCAACCCAUGUUAAUGGUCCACCACCGCCAAUAGAAGAACAUCAACAACAACUACUACAACCACAAUCAAAUACAUCUCAUCGUCAUUCAAUGAGUUCACCCAAUUUACCUAAUCCUAAUUUAUUACCUCCAAAUACUUCUGCUCCAACACAAAAGCAUUCGUCUUUACCGAAUAUAUUACCUGCUAAUCAACAUCCAUCACGACAGCAUGUAUCAAUAUCAAAUGGUUUAAAUACUACACCACCUUCAACUUCAAGGGCACCAACAGCUUUACCUCCAAUUCAAUCUACACCACAUCAUCAUCAUGUUUCAAAUACGCAUGCACCACAUCAUCAUCAUCAUUAUCCGUCAGAACAUCAAAACCAUGCACAUCAUGGACAUUCACAUCAUUAUCAUCCAGUAUCACAACCUCCACAACCUUCUUCUGUAUAUAUGUCAGCUCCUCCGUUGGUCCAACAUCAUCAAUACUCCGGGAAAUCAGCUUCACCACAGAUACCUCCUCAAUCUCCCGUGAUGAAUAAUCCUUCACGGCAACCUCCACAAGGUCCACCUGCAAAUCAUUACCAUCAAGGACCACCACAAAGUGGAUCAAAUCGUAUGUCAGGAAUAUCAACAUCACAUCAUCAUCACCACCAUCAUCACCAUUCAACACCUUCAGAUCCUGUUGGUCCACCCAUAAAUAAUAAUCCACCAACAAGUAAUAUUUUAAGAGAACCAUUAACGAGAUUUUUAGAUCAACAAUCUCAGCCAAAUGGGUAUGGAAGUAGUGUACAUCAUCAUCCGAAUGGAGUCCCGGGAGGUCAUAUAGGUGGUCCACCACCAGUUCAAAGAGCAUAUUAUUGAAGGAUGUGAUUUGUGAAUAUUUAUUUUUAUUUUUUUUUUUUAAUUUUUGGACCCUUUUUUAGUAAUUACAUAUUUCAGUAAAUAGUUUCUUGUUUAUAUAUAUAUAUAUAGUAGACUUUACGAUGAUUGACUAAUUAUUAUCUUUACAAAAAAAAUAUUUUGGGAAUUAAUCAUGUAGAGACAAAAAAAAAACAGUGAAAAAAAACUCUAGUAUAAUAAUUUUUUUCUUUUAUGCUUAUAUAUAUAUAUAAUAUUUUUUUAUAC
Messenger RNA from Rhizophagus irregularis DAOM 181602=DAOM 197198, 1685 nucleotides. The record is from RefSeq and is a predicted model, not a curated record. NCBI's taxonomy places the organism in Eukaryota, Fungi, Glomeromycota, Glomeromycetes, Glomerales, Glomeraceae.